Messenger RNA from Siniperca chuatsi (mandarin fish), 5426 nucleotides. RefSeq names its product death-domain associated protein (gene daxx). The coding region runs from base 379 to 2673 and encodes 764 amino acids. The record is from RefSeq and is a predicted model, not a curated record. The transcript has 12 exons. Gene Ontology annotation, molecular function: histone binding. NCBI's taxonomy places the organism in Eukaryota, Metazoa, Chordata, Actinopteri, Centrarchiformes, Sinipercidae.
CUGAUAUGACUUUAGCGGGUACACUUUCGAUCUCUAGUCGACAGCAUAGCCAAACAGACGAGCAUUGUUUUGGUAAACAGAAAGUCCGUGGGAUUAAAAAUACCUUUUUUGAAGAGUAUCGCGGAUUUGUUUGUCUAACAAGUUAUGUAAUAAAAAUAGCAUGCGGGUUUUUCCUCUGGUACGUUAUUUUCUUACUUAGCUCACUUACUUGGUCACAAUGCUAACUAGCUAGCUAAUGCUAAUGUUAGCUAAGUCGAACACUAAAUUCUAAUGAUGCAUCGUGGUGGAAGAUUAUCCUCUUUUGUUGUCACGUCAAACAGCUCAUAAACAAGAGAUCGGUGCGUGUGAGUAUGUCGUAAUAAAUAACCAACAUUUUGGAUGGCGGUGGCUCCCGCCUCGAUGGCGGAUAACAUCAUAGUCCUUGAUGAUGAUGAAGAGGAGAGUCCUCAACCCUUCUGCUCUGCCUCUACCUCGUCCUCUCAGCAUCAAGCCAAAAAUGUCUCGGCGCUCAAAGCUCUGCAGCCUGCCCCUACCCACAUUACCCAGUCACCUUUUGCCUCAGCGAAAAAGCACACACAUGUCCUGCAGGCGGAGAAUCAGGCGUUGUUCACUGAGUUUGUGGAGCACUGCUCAGCUCUCACCCAGGACUGCCCGGAGGUCUUGACCUUCCUCCAAACUAAGCAUUCCAAGGCCUCCCCUGACUUUCUGUCAUCCGUGGAGUUCAGGAACACCUUGGGACGAUGUUUGACUCGCGCUCAGACCACCCGCUCCAAAACCUUUGUCUACAUCAAUGAACUGUGCACUGUACUCAAGCAGCAUGCAGCCAAGAAGAGGCAGAGCGUCACCAAGGUUGAGCCUGGGCCUUGUACCUCAACAUCAAGUUCUCUCCAGUCUACCUCUGUUAUGCUCAAAAGUCAAGAUAAAGAUAAGAUGGAUGAGGAGAAUGAAGGGGUGAAACUGGCAGCGGAGGAUAAGCAACCUUCCACCUCAGGGCUGCAGGGGGACAAUAAAAAGGAGGAACAGGAAGUGGAGAAAAAAGCAAAGAGGGCAUCCAGGAAACAGAUAGCGUACCUGGAGAACCUACUGAAGGUGUACAACGACGAGAUCUGCCGCCUGCAGCGGGCUGAGCUGGACUUGGACGAUCUGGGAUCUGAGGAAUCUUCAUACAUCCAGGAGCACAAGCUCAAACGCAAGAUGAUGAAGAUUUAUGAAAAGCUGUGUGAACUAAAGGACUGCAGCACACUAACAGGCCGAGUCAUUGAGCAUAAGAUCUCCUACAACAGCACUCGUUAUCCUGAGAUCAACAGGAAGAUCGAGCGUUUCAUCAACAGUCCUGAGGCGCACAGGAACCCUCCGGAUUACCAAGACAUCCUCCAGCAGGUGCUGCGUGCCAAUGAUCGCCACAACCUGUGCCUGAGCAGAAAACAGCUGAACCAGAUCGCCCAGGAGGCUUUCAGAGAGACCGGGAGCCGCAUGCAGGAGAGACGUCACCUGGACCUGGUGUACAACUUCGGCUCGUACCUCACUGACCCCUACAAGCGUGCCACAGACCCGGCUCUGUCGGACCCCUCACUGCUGCGGAAGCUGCGGUCGAACAGAGAAGUGGCUCUGUCCAGUCUGGAGGCGGUCAUCACCAAGUACGCCGCCAAGCAAGAGGACGCAGAGGAGCAGGACAGGACCAAACGACAGGAGAAAGACAGCAAGGAGAAAGAGGGCCACAAACCAGAAAAUGGAGAAGAAAAUAAAGAGCUGAAUGGAGUGACAGAGAAGGAAGAAGAAGAGGUGGAGGAGGAGGAGGAUGAUGAAGAAGAUGAAUCAUCAGACCCAGACAUCGAGGAAGAGAUCCAGGCCAGCACUCAGCAGGACGGACCUGAUGAAUGUGAAUCAUCAUCCUGCACAGUGAAGGUCAAGCAUCUAAACGACGAUGAGAACGAGGAAGACGACAGUAACGAGGCGGAACAAGCAUGUGAUGGUCCCAUCAUGGAGGAUCAGACAGGCGAGGUGUCAGGAAGCGUUUCUGCAGGGGAAGAAGGAAGCGUGAAAGAUGAGGACGAGGAGCCAGUCACAAGUGGACUAAGUCCUCUUUCUGAUGAAAGCAAGUCCGAAAUGUCUCCGCUGUCUGACAUCCCCUCCCCUAGACACAGCCCCAGCCAAUCAGAGCCAAUGCAGACUGAUAACCAGAGGCCGUUGUCUAAUGGUACCCUUGCAGGAUUAGAGGAGCCUGUGGAUUCCUCCAAUCACGUUUCAGUCGUGCUGGUAAGCACCAGCAAAGUCACUAAGGACCCUGCGGACGUCUCCCCAGUAGCAGCCAAUGGGGUGUCUUUGCCCCAGUCACCAGCAGUCAUAGUAGAAAAAUGUGACACACAGACCAACGGUACGUCCUCGCCACCCAGCCUCAGAACUACGAGGAGCCAGAAGAGGAAGAGGGAGGAAAUUACAUCAGGGAACUCCCGAAAUACAAAGCAGAUAAUCAUCCAUGACAGUGAGGUAGAUAUCCCUCUGGAUAUGGGUGUUUGCAAUUCUCCACAGCAGGCAGAGUCAACCCGAGCAGACACUCCAACCCAGGAAAUGGUCAGCAGCUCACAGUCAACACCGCCUCCCAAGAAAAACAAGGUCAAUGUGGCCACCCAGUGUGACCCAGAUGAGGUCAUCGUCCUGUCAGACUCCGAAUGACCUUUCACCUUUGACCUCUCACUGUACUGCAAGAUUCUUCCGCAUGUCACCUGUAUUCUAGGACCGAUUUCCUGAAAGCACGCAUUUCUAAGGACUGUUCUUAUCUGCCGGCUUGUAAAAAAAGGGGGGGAAAGCUCAAUCAUGUUUUUCCAUUUCAAAACUCUGAAAUUGCUGAUAUUAAUCUGAUCCAAACAGUCAAUAUCAAACUUUUACAAAAUACACAACGGCCAUUCAUAGCUGUGGAAGACAGGGAAAACUAUGAAUGUAGUACCUCCAUGUCAAUUGAUUACAUAUUACCAAACAAAAGACAGGUUAUUUUGUAAAGGACUUAAAUAAAAUAAUUGUAACCUAACGUUUGAAAGAAAGCUGCUUAAACAGGACAUGUUUUUUGGAAAAUCAAGGUUUUGGGAGCCCUCUUCUGUGUACACCAGAGAAUACAGCAGUUAUUUUCUCUAAGCAGAGACACAUUGGCUGAUGUUGACCUCAGCUGUCUUCUCUCCCUUUUUGGGUGCAGUAAAGAUGACCUCAUCCGACUCCAUUGGGUGAUCCAAGCAGCCAAACUUCGGUUGCCGUGUUUCCUGCCUUUCAGUGCAACACUACUAAUGCGUCUGACGUCCAGUUGGUAGUAGCAUUUUAAAUUGGUUUUUUACUGCUCUGAAAACUGAGCUAAAAAUACUUGUUUUGGGAUGAUUGUCCCGUGACUUGAACUUUUGUUAUUGUGGUUUAGGUAAGAAACCAGUGCCUGAAAACAUGAACUGUGCAGUGGGACACGUGGCCCAGACGGGUAGUUCUGUUUUCACAGACACUCGACUGGCGAGAGCUGCGUUAGCUCACCACCAGUUUGUUUACAUUUUUAUAUUUCAAACACUUUUUUUCAUCAUAAAGGAGAUGGAAGUGGCGAUCUGUACAGGAGGAAUUUUGAGAUGACAUUGUUUUACUUGUUGCUAUUUAUGCACUGAAUUCAGUGAGCUGCGUGGUGGUCUGUACUCUGCUGUUAGCGAGAUGUGUGGACUGCAGCAGUGGUAAUGGACAUUUUUUAAUUUUUUCUUUUAUGUUUCCCCUCCAAACAUAUUUCUAUUUUUAGGUUUAUAAUAAAGUAAGUUACUAUUUUUAUUCAGACCUAUGUCUGCUGCAGGAUAGCUAAAUAGUUUCCAGAUAGUUAUUGGUUUUAAUGAGGAAUGUUGACAAGGCUAAUACACAAAUGUUUGAAGGAUAAGGAUAGCAAUAUUCUAUAUUUUUCUUAUUGUCAACAAAUCCCAUGAAAAGACCAAAACUAUUGAUGAAUUGUCACUUCACUCUGUAUUCAAAGCCUGAUAUUUAUUAUUCCUCUGUGCCAUAGAGCUCCAUUGUUGUCCACAAACUAUUAAAAACACAUCAGUGAGCCACACUGUUGCACUGGGUAACAUGUUCCUUCAUUAUAAUGAACUUGGACUCUGUAGUUUCUUUUAAGUCAGUCCCACAUACACAGUCCUGCUUGUGGAAAUACUCACUAGAGCACCAAAUGUGUAUUAAUCCACAACUGAAAAUAGUCCCCAGCAAAUGCACUAUUUGCUUCUUCUUGAGUAACUUUUGCUAAAAACUACAGUAUCCAGCUGUUUUAGGAUAUUACUGAGCCAUUUUUAAAGAUUUACGUCUUCAGUAGGAACCAAUGGGCUUGCGGCUGAGAGCAGGGUAAGGAAGCCGGAAAGUAAUGAGAGAUGAACGAACACAUUGGUCUUUGCAUGGGAUUUGUUGACAUUAAGAAAAAUAAUAAUAAUGCCACCCUUAUCCUUUUAAGGAGCUAUAGCACAAAAAUGCUUCCUCAUGAUUCUGACCCAUCUCAAAGCUAAUAAAGGGAAGAUUAAAGUUCCUCCUUUAAUGCAUCUCAAACAGAGUUGAGUCUCACCAUGACACUGAUGACUUCUACCUGUGCCUCUGCCCAGCCCCGAUAACUACAUUUAUUCACCCCUUCUUCAGUUUAAGCCCAGCCCAAAACAAAACUCGCCACAGUAGUAUUUGUCUUGAUCCAAAUGAAGGUCAAACCAGUUCUGUUGACAUAAAUGCCAAUUUUGUAUUUGAACCAUACCUAGCCCAGUUAAGCAUCCCAAACACUAAUGACUGAUGUCUAAUGACUAAACCUUAAAAAAGAAAUGUGCUCAACAUUUCUGAGUUCUCCUAAACCAGGAAAUCCAGUUUCAGUCUGACACGCAAUGAUUCACUUUCAUACAAAUAAUCAUUAUUUUUCAGCUUUUACAGUUUUGUCCCCUCCUGUCGAUACACUGGGUAUAUGGAUACAUUUAGCCAUUAAAGGUGAAAUUUCUACAUCCUUUCUGUAUUUAGAAUAAAGUUUGUUUAGUUGUUAUAGGCAGUGUUGGACAGUGUUGCACUUAAGAUCUCCAGCAUUUGAUGAAUGACAUUUUUUUGUGACCAGUGUGUAUAUGAGUUGUCCUGCUGGUCCCUAUGUAAUAGAGAACUGGUAUGUUGAUGGAAGUCCAGGCCGUUUGGUGAAAGGAAAUUUCUGAACUUUUUAUCCUCAUAACAAUCCCCAUUUUAGUUUUUUCCUCCUGAAUCAAAUUUGUAUUAAAUUUGACCACACAGGUGAAACGAUAUUCUGGGGUAAAUACUCUUUUCAAAGUUACUAGAAUGUAAACCUGGAUUGUAGUUGUCACAGCUUCGAUCUAUCGGGCCUCAUUUAUGCAGAGGAGUGAUCCAUCAUUCACUGUGAAUUUUUUCUUUUUCAUUUUUUAUAAUAAAUGAUACUUUUUUAUAUACAG